Molecule: messenger RNA, 1615 nt
Organism: Propithecus coquereli (Coquerel's sifaka)
Lineage: Eukaryota; Metazoa; Chordata; Mammalia; Primates; Indriidae
Gene: PIGW
Product: phosphatidylinositol glycan anchor biosynthesis, class W
Exons: 2
Coding region: 93-1607 (504 amino acids)
Biological process (GO): protein localization to plasma membrane; GPI anchor biosynthetic process
Cellular component (GO): membrane; endoplasmic reticulum
Molecular function (GO): glucosaminyl-phosphatidylinositol O-acyltransferase activity
Source: RefSeq, a predicted model, not a curated record
UGCAGCGGGAGCCCAGCGGCACUGCCGGGGUAGACAACCUUCUGUCUGGGGACCCGACACCACCUGGAGCACGUGAGGUGAAGAAAAAAAAAAUGUCUCAAAAGCAGAUGAAGGAAGCUUUUGUCAGUAACCUCAAUGGAACCAGCGUGCUGGAAAUCACCCAGGGCUUGUGCUUUCCUGCAUUCUGUAUCCUGUGCAGAGGGUUCCUGAUAAUUGUCUCACAGCACUCAUGUUCUUUUUCACAUACCUGGAAAACUAGAUUCUUCAUUGACUUUGUUGUCCUAAUACUUCCCAUGGUGGCCACCUUGACCUUUUUGGCUUCAUUUCUCCUCCUUGAGUUUCUCACUGUGAUUAUCUUUGGGGCAGGGCUGUUGUAUCAAAUAUACAGAAGGAGGACUUGCUAUGCCAGAGUGCCUAUCCAGAAAAUCCUUGAAAAAUUCCUCACAAUCAGUGUAGAAUCAGAAUACGUUCCAACCAUCUCCUGUUUCCGUGUAAUUACCAGUGUGUUUACUGCUAUUGCUAUUUUGGCUGUGGACUUCCCAAUUUUUCCCAGAAGAUUUGCCAAAACUGAGCUCUAUGGGACAGGAGCAAUGGAUUUUGGAGUAGGUGGCUUUGUUUUUGGGACUGCAAUGGUUUGUAUAGAGAUCAGGGGGAAAGACUAUAUCAAAGGGUCCAGAUUUUAUUAUUUUACAAAGUCAUUGCACGCUGUUUGGCCAUUAGUCUUCCUAGGAAUCGGACGAUUAGUUAUUAUAAAAUCCAUAGGCUAUCAGGAACAUAUAACCGAGUAUGGAGUUCAUUGGAACUUUUUCUUUACCAUGAUAGUUGUGAGAAUGAUAACAUUACUGCUGCUGAUUAUUUUUCCUCUAAAUAAGUCCUGGAUUAUGGCCCUCAGCAUUAGUAUAUUAUACCAGCUAGCCCUUGACUUUACCCCACUGAAGAGGUUAAUUUUGUAUGGCACUGAUGGCAGUGGCACAAGGGUUGGUCUAUUAAAUGCCAAUCGAGAAGGACUAAUCUCUUCCUUGGGAUAUGUGGCAAUAUACAUGGCUGGUGUGCAAACAGGGUUAUAUGUGCUUAAGAACAGAUCACAUAUCAAAGACUUGAUAAAAGUAGCAUGUUGUCUUCUACUGGCAGCUAUUAGCCUCUUCAUAUCUCUUUACAUAGUUCAAGUAAAUGUAGAAGCAGUAUCUCGAAGAAUGGCCAAUUUAGCCUUUUGUAUUUGGAUAGUUGCUUCUAGCCUGAUCCUUCUUAGUACUUUAUUACUGGGCGAUAUAAUUUUGAGUUUUGCCAAAUUUCUAAUUAAAGGAGCUCUAGUACCAUGUUCUUGGAAACUUAUCCCGUCACCUGUUACAAAUAAAAAAUAUUCAGAAUCUCUAGUCCCUGAAGCUGAAAGACAGGAACCCAGUGUUUGUUUAAUCAUAGCUCUAAAUAGAAAACAGUUAAUUUUUUUCUUGCUGUCAAAUAUAACAACUGGUCUGAUCAACCUGAUGGUAGAUACAUUACACAGCAGUACCUUAUGGGCCCUAUUUGUGCUCAGUCUCUAUAUGUUUACCAACUGUUUAAUUACGUAUGUACUGUAUUUGCAAGAUAAGACUAUAAAAUUUCGAUGAUCAACGGG